GUAGCACAUACAGCAGCUAAAGCAAAGCGUGUUGUAGAUCUAGUGCCAUUUGAGAGGGAAACAGACCGUGGUAUGAUUGUCAAGAACCGCUUGCUGAUUUGGUUAACAAACCUGUGACAAACCAGGGUGCGCUUGCCACGUGCAGGAUCGUCUACACUUCGUGUGUAAAAAGGAACAGCACUCCGCAAGCACAGAGGCUUCUAAGGAGACCAGAGCUCAGUGAUAUAUUGGAUCAGCAGAACAGAUAAGGGAGAACCAAAACGUUGAAGUGCACAAGUCCAACACCACAAUCACCAUGAGCACAGAGCGUGAGGUCACCGCUUCACAGACCGUUGUAAAUGGGAUAUCGCCCUCCAGCAGCCAUGAUCAGGACCGAGAAACAGAUCCUUCCAAAGUGUGCACAGGGAAGGGCGCUGUGACACUGCAUGUGUCCAGCGUUCACGCAGACCUCCAGAGCAGCAGCCCACAGCCCUCUCAAAGUCCUGAGCCAACAAACACAGGAACAGGUGGUUGGAAAGCAGUGUCCGAUGUCGACACUAAUGGAGAUAGCUCAUCCCAGUCGCUGGCUGCAAAGGGAUAUCGAAGUGUCAGGCCAAACCUUACUGCAGACAGCAAGACACAAUCACAGAAAUCUCCCCCCUUGCCCCCUUCUCCGAAAGAGCAAAGCUUUGCAUGGCGGUCCACUACUAAUCAGAAACUCUCCUACCUUUCACCGGUUCCCAUCAUGGACUGUUUGUACAUGAGUUACCCAAAACCAUACACGCCUACAGCACCGUCUAGUGGCAUCAAUGUGCAGUGCUUGUCACAAUACUCUGGUGUAAGCCCAGGUUCUUCAGCAGGGUGCACACUAGCACCAGUGUUUGGUUCAGUCCCCAAAGGCACAGUGCAUGAUGGCCAGGAACAAUCCAGACCAGCGAGUGGCAGUGUGAGCCAACAAGCCAGUCCUGAGAAAAAGAUUAGCAGUCUCUAUGUAGCUUGUUUAUCUAACAACACUUGCGUGCCUGUCUCUGUAAGUGUUCCACAAGAGGAACGAGGUGUCUUCACAGAAGCUACCAUGCACCCAGCACCCCCAGGCACAGGCGAUAGCCCCCCCACAGGUGACACCCAAUCGCCCCCUCCUCCCAUCCCUCCCAGGCCGUUCUUAAAUAAAGGUCCUGGAAGCUACUGCCAUGAAGGAAAUUCCAUCAGGAUCUGGCAACCAUCUCCAUCGGACCAGAGUGGUGCCACCAUCAUAGAUUACCAGAACACCAAAUCAGCAAGGCAGACAGGACCGUACUGGUUAGAUCAACGGCGCCGGUCUGCACAAACAGAAGGAUACGGCAUGGACGAUACAGCUGGCCCUGCUCAGCCCGACAUCAUAGUGGUCCCACUGACUGAGGUUGCUGUAUUUUCUUCAGCAACAGAGGGCGGCUCGUGCACCCCCCCACCUCCUCUGCUACCGACCAGACUUGAUCCCGCGAGCGCAUCACUCACCCUGCCGACUCUUGAUGAUUUCAUACCCCCUCACCUGCAGAGGACCCCAACUCACCACACACCCACCACCUCCAGCGGCUCUGCUUCCCCCAUUAACCUGCCGCCACAACCAGCAUUGUCACCUGCACCGGGUCCCCUUCUUGUAGAAGCUCCUCUGAGUUUUCCUGAGACUUCAGCCACACUCCAUGGAGUUUCUGCACCUACACCUGUGACCACGGAAGCUUCAACGCUCAGCUCCAACUCCGAUCUGCACUCACUUUACCCAUCAACAGGCAAGCCUUUCUCCGUCUACCCUUCCACAACAACAGUCAACCCCACUAUUGUGCUUUUACAACACAACCGAGAACGGCAAAAGCGCCUUAAUAGUUUGGCAGAACCUGUGCCAGAGAGGCCAAAAGAUCCCAAGACAGAAAUUACAGGUGUGCUGGAGAGGACUGUGGAUUCUACUCAGAGUGAAAAGGCAGCAGAUAUGGACGAGAGGAGAACAAGAGUCAUGAGGGCUGAGUACACUGGCAUCAGCCCUCUUGACGAUGUAGGAAUUCCAAUGAGGAAUACAGACAAGUCCAAGGAUUGGUAUAAAACGAUGUUUAAACAGAUCCACAAAAUCAAAGAUUCUCCUGAGGAAAACCCUUACCACCCUACCUACAAAUUCCCUGAACCCACAGAAAAGCGGAACAAAAUAGAAGAGGAAAACCCUUAUUCUCCUACGUACCAGUUUCCUGUCUCCACACCUAGUCCUAAUUCUGAAGAGGCUAGUAACCCAUAUAAAGCCACAUACAUCUUUCCAGAUAUACAAGAAGCAUCAAAAAAGAAAGAUGAAGACUCGGAUUUGUACUCUCCCAGGCACUCAUACUCUGAAGAGAUGAGAAGUCAGUCAUGUGUGCCUCGCUCGAAGAGCGCAGUGGACGGUAUCGAUGCAGAGGCUUCAGUGAAGAGGUCCGCCACACUGCCUCUGCCAACCCGCACAUCUUCACUGAAACCAACCGCAGAAAGGAAUGACUGGGAGCCACCAGACAAGAAGGUUGACACCAGGAAAUACCGCGCUGAGCCCAAGAGCAUCUUUGAAUAUGAGCCGGGGAGGUCCUCAGUGCUGAGCCAGGAGAAAGCGACUCGGGAUAUAAGCCCUGAAGAAAUAGAUUUAGAGAGUGAACCUUGGUAUAAAUUCUUUUCAGAGAUGGAGUUUGGAAAACCGCCUCCAAAAAAGAUCUGGGAUUAUACUCCAGGGGACUGCUCUAUCCUCUCUCUAGAGGAUAGAAAGGACCAGCUAGAAAAAGAUCUCUACCUGUACCAGGCUGAGUUAGAGGCAGAUUUAGAAAGCAUGGAGAAGCUUUAUAAAGCACAAGAUAAAAGACUGUGGAAGAGUGCACCAUUCAACCCUCUGGAAACCCCAGCAGAGCCUCAUCAAUACUCAAUGCAUACCCCUGACUACCAUGCAGUAAGAAGAGAGACAGACCCAAUGAUCGGCGAUCAAGGGAUCUCUGAGAGUGAGAGGCUCAUUUACAAGAGUGUCCAAGAGGGCGGCGACAUUCCGUUGCAGGGGCUAAGCAGUCUGAACAAGCGUCCAUCCAGCUCCUGCUCCACAAAAGAUUCUGAUUCGCCACGGCAUUUUGCCCCAGAACGCUCGGAUACGACAGACGAUGUCGUCCGUAGACGCUACGAUGACAAAGAGAAACUUUUAGAGGAGCAGAGACGUCUUAAACGAGAGCAAGAGGAAGCCGAUAUUGCAUCUAGAAGGCACACUGGACUCUUUCUAACACAUCACCAGUUUAUCACUAACGAUCGAUUCGGGGACCUCCUUAACGUUGACGAUGCAGUUAAGAGGAAUUCUGGGUCUGAGGUCUGUUCCAGUUACCUCAAUCAGCUGCUUGACCCAAAGCAAGAUUUGCCUCCCACAUUAUGUAAUGCUUAUUUAAAAAAUGAAGCGUCGACUGGGGAAACGAUGUGUAUGGUGCCAGCAAGAGCUAAAUUCGACUUCAAAGCACAAACACUGAAGGAACUGCCUUUCCAAAAGGGGGACAUCGUCUACAUCUACCGACAGAUCGAUCAGAACUGGUACGAAGGGGAACACCAUGGAACAGUUGGGAUCUUUCCCAGAACAUAUGUGGAGUUGCUUCCUCCCACUGAGAAAGCGCAGCCGAAAAAGGUGCCCCCGGUGCAGGUGCUGGAGUACGGAGAGGCCCUGGCCAGGUUCAACUUCACUGGAGACACAGUGGUGGAGAUGUCCUUCAGAAAGGGGGAGAGGAUCACACUGAUCCGCAGGGUAGAUGAGAACUGGUAUGAGGGCAAGAUCUCGGGCACCAGCCGCCAGGGCAUCUUCCCAGUCACCUACAUCGAGGUCCUGAAGCGGCCUCGCGUCAAGAACGCAGUGGAGUACCCAGACCCUCCCGUGAGCCACUCUCCAGACCGCAGCUCCACUGCCUCGCCUCAGUGUGUACACGACAGGCUCCACACUCCGACCCCCCCUCCUCCACCCAUUCGCAGGGCAAUCUCCCCCGAAGUGCAGGCCAUCACCUCGGAGUGGCUGGCUCUGACCAUGGGUGUAUCUCGCAGCAGUACCCCGGCAGUCACCCCCCCUCUCCCGCCGCUACCUGAGGGCUUCUACUCCUACGGAAACUAUCUAUCUCCAUCCGCAGCGGCCAGCCCAACUCCCUCGGUCAGCCUCCCUCAUUACAGCCUCUCUGGCAGCUCCACCCCACGCUCAGCCACCUCCCCCCUGCCUGUCUGUCCACCUCGCCCCCACUCCACUGCCCCCAGCGUCACCUUCACCCCUCCUCAGGGAGAGGAACGCCUGCUAUGCUCCCCCUCGCCCACCUUCCCUGCCUUGCCCUCCACCCCACCGCCCACCCUGGGCAGCCCCCUGGCUCUCUCCCCCGACCUCCACAGAAGGAGCCCAGCCAGGGCCCUGAGCCCCACGGAUCGGCUGCUCUCUAGAGAGCAGGAGGAGAGCCGGCUGUGUCAGGAGCUGCUCAGUAUUGUGCAGGGUACAGAAGGAGGCAGUGAUAACAGAGGGUGGCAGAGUAGCCAAGAAAAGAGUUCAGACCUUAGUAGAUCAGUCCAUAGCCCGACUCUUCCAUCUGCCCAUGUCUCCUCCCUAUCUCUCUCCCCCACUCCUGCUGUCCCGGUCAGGCCUCCGCCCCCACUCAGAGCCCUGGGCAGCGGGACCCAGCUCUUGAAGAAUGAAACUGGAUACCAAGGAAUGACUUCAAGACAUCCUAUGCUGCCUUCUGACAUCCCAUCUAACAUGAAUGCCAACUCCUUUGCGCCUUCCCAUCAUUCAUUGCGAACAGGACCAGAACUCACUGACUCUGAAAAGUGUUAUGUGCAACCGCAGGCUCAUCAGCGAGGAAGCACCCCUGAGCUGAGUCAGCCUAGCAGUGAUGUCUUCCAAGCCCUGUACAGCUACGUGCCACAGAACGAAGAUGAGCUGGAGCUCCGGGAAGGGGAUGUUGUCAACGUGAUGGAGAAGUGUGACGACGGCUGGUUUGUGGGUACUUCCAGGAGAACAAAACAGUUUGGCACCUUCCCCGGCAAUUACGUCAAGCGCCUUCACCUGUAAACACUGCAUCCAAACAGACUCUCUUUAACAACACAGCAUCCCCGACAGAGGAUUGAACAAAGCCUAUUGUUAAUACAUCUUUCAUUUAAGCAAAAAAAAAAAAAAUCACGCCUUUCUUUAGUGUUGCGUUGGAGGAAUGGCGAGCAUUAUAUAUGAAAAAAGAAAAUGUACGAGGCAUGUGAAUUUAUGUUGAGGUUCUUUGAAAAAAGCGCAGCCAUUGUCUCAAUGUCAGCUAUGAACAAGAAAACAGGACUAGAGAGAGAGAGAGAGAGAGAGAGAGAGAGAGAGGUCCUGCGUACACGUGUCUGUUUGAUGCACACUGUCACCCGGUCUCGACACCAGCGUCACUUUGUGCUAUCCACCUUUCUGCGGGGCAAUGUAGAAGAAAGAAGCUAAGGUGAUGCUACUAGAAUUGAAAGACGUACGUUUAAGAUGGAGUCCACGUGCUGAUUUUGAUUUAACCAGGAGUGCUCUCACAACUGGAGCAGGCUGCCAAACUGCUCCACUGCUUGAAUAUCAGGCAGACCCCUGCACAUCUUUCCUGGUUAAAACUAAAAGUUGAAUUGUUUUUUGAAGUUGCAACAUUGCAAGAAAAGGUUUGCCACAUGAUCACCAGUUGCAAGCAUGGCGUUAUCAGUGCUCUCCUCCCCACCUAAUCCUUGCCUGGAUCCCCUGACUAAACAAUGCCUUUCAUUAUAACUAUCUUCAACUGCAACAAAAAACAUAUAGGAUAAGAUUUAGACUGCUAUUUUUGUCAUAACAGAUUGAUAGAAUUAAUACAAAAUAUUAAAAAAGCCUAUUUUUAUGCAUAUGCCUUUUUUUAGAGAGAAUUUAUUUAACAGGAAUUUGUUAAUCUAUUAACAGACUAUAUACGCAUGUUCUGCUGCAACACACUUUGUAGCAAACUCCGUGCAACUGCUGGCACAGCCCUGGUUAGUGUGGAGAAAAACAUGUUUGACUAAAAUAUAAUGUAAAUAUGUAUAUUUUGAUUUUUGUACAGAAUGUGUACUUAUCCUGUAUAGAAAAUUAUUUAACAGAGAGGGGGAUUUAAAUGACAGAAAAAAAAGUUGAAGGCAGUUAUUGAGCUCUUUUUAAUAUAUUUACCUGAAGGAUUUUAGUAAAGCACACGACACAGUAUGUUCAGCACAGAAAAACCACAAUGCACUGAAGAACCAAUAGGACUCUACCACCUUGUGGGGAUCCCAGGCCCUCAGUUUAUGUCAGGCUUACUGAAUGAAUUUUGCACCAUUUUUGUUUUGCCUUUGUUGUUCACUGUAAUUUCAGAAAUACCCCUAGAAUUGUAUAACUCACCCCAUAGCAGUGUAUUACAAACACACUUUAAUAUGCCUAAUAAUGAAGUUUACAGUAUGCUGACUGUGUAUAACCCAUGCUUCUAAUGCAUUUUUAUUUACCAUUUCUGUGUGCUGCAAUUCAUUAUAAACAUAUCUUGCAGCAUGUUGUGUUUGAACAUUUUAUUUUAUUGCAGUGCUUUAUGAUUUGACAACAUUAAUUAACAAAGAGCAUCUAUUUACUGCUGUGGUUGCUAAAUGCAGUAUUAUGCAAUAUUUAAUAAACUUUAUUCAACCCUG
Messenger RNA from Polyodon spathula (Mississippi paddlefish), 6618 nucleotides. RefSeq names its product sorbin and SH3 domain-containing protein 1. Bases 296 to 5029 code for a protein of 1577 amino acids. The record is from RefSeq and is a predicted model, not a curated record. Gene Ontology annotation, molecular function: protein binding. Gene Ontology annotation, biological process: cell-substrate adhesion. The transcript has 39 exons. Gene Ontology annotation, cellular component: cytoplasm; nucleus; cell-substrate junction. Lineage: Eukaryota; Metazoa; Chordata; Actinopteri; Acipenseriformes; Polyodontidae.